Caenorhabditis elegans is the source of this 1018-nucleotide messenger RNA. NCBI's taxonomy places the organism in Eukaryota, Metazoa, Nematoda, Chromadorea, Rhabditida, Rhabditidae. The record is from the annotation of a RefSeq genome assembly.
GAGCAACGUGCGGCAAUAUAAAAGCAGCAGGUUAUUAACUUUUGCUAUUGGAUAAAAAACAUGGAUUUUAAUAAUAUUUUUGUUACUUCAAUCUUUUACAACCAUUCAACAAUAUGUGUUUUAAUAAUUGUCAUGGUUAUCUCACUGUUGACUUGUGUAUUUCCGAUCUAUUACACAGUAUAUCACAAAAUUAAGAAUAACGCAGAACAAACAGAACAAUUCUCAAUUAUUAAUACCCUACACAAAACGGUCACCAGAUCUUUCAAGCUUAUAAUAAUUUUCCUUUUACUAGUCCCAAUAAUUUAUGCACUUAACGUGCUAAAUAUCUUGGCUCUACUAGUUAUAGUCCCUAUCACUCUGGCUGUAAUAAUUUCUGCUCUUUUAUUGUGUAUCAGUGAAACUCAUCAAAUUAUGUUGGGAUUGCUUGGAGUAUAUUCAAUUUGCCCUCCACGUAUUAUUACAACAUAUUUUGAAAACAAAAAAAUAUUUUUGAGAUGGGUGAUUUAUUUUUUAUCCAUAUCAUUUCUAUCAAAAAUUGGAGCAGCUAUAAUUUAUAGAUCAUAUGACUGUGAAAAAGCUUUGAAGAUUUUUUUGGUAUGUUGAAAUUAUUAUUAUCUGCAAACUUCUAAAAAAAGUUUAGUAUGCUUACAUCGGACUUUACAUCUUCCUAAGUUCUUCUGUGCUUCUCAACAUUCCAAAUUUCAUAAGAUUAUUGAAAACUACAGCUCCAGUAACCUAUCUAGCAAAAUAUGCAAGCAGCCAAUUAAUUUUUAUUUUAUUGACAAAAACCGUGUACAUAUUCACAAUUUACAAAUAUGAUUUUGUGUUUGAAUACUUCAUUAUAUGUCAAUCUGCCGAAAUUAUCUCCACGUUAUUGAUAAUCCAGAUAACUUACCUCGUUUGUAACAAAGAAAUGACGAAGAGAGCAUUGAAGUCUGUUUGUGAAAGCAAGUCACGUGAGAUGAGUGCAAAUUUUGAUCAGAAAAGAACUACACAGCCGGAUAUAUAUAUUCAAUAA